This is a messenger RNA of Melanotaenia boesemani (Boeseman's rainbowfish), 1624 nucleotides long. RefSeq lists its product as uncharacterized. Gene Ontology annotation, molecular function: GTPase activity; GTP binding. The transcript is spliced from 2 exons. Bases 27 to 731 code for a protein of 234 amino acids. Gene Ontology annotation, biological process: Rab protein signal transduction. Gene Ontology annotation, cellular component: Golgi apparatus; endosome. Lineage: Eukaryota; Metazoa; Chordata; Actinopteri; Atheriniformes; Melanotaeniidae. The record is from RefSeq and is a predicted model, not a curated record.
UAAACCAGACCGCGAGAAGAUGAGCAAUGGCAAAAGAAAACAAACCUGGGGAAGAAUUUGACACAGUAUUCAUUCGAAACGACUCUUUAGAUCUUUCCUCCCAUCACGACCAUGACGCUGCUCAAGCUCGAAUAUUUAAGAUAAUAGUCAUUGGUGAUUCAAAUGUGGGGAAGACGUGUUUGACUUACAGAUUCUGCGGAGGCACUUUCCUGAAAAACCCCGAGGCAACUAUCGGGGUGGAUUUCAGGGAGAAGACAGUGGAGCUGGAUGGAGAGAACAUCAAGUUGCAGAUUUGGGAUACAGCAGGUCAGGAGCGAUUCAGGAAGAGCAUGGUGGAGCACUAUUACCGCAGCGUUCAUGCUGUGAUCUUUGUGUAUGAUGUAACCAAUCUCUCCUCCUUUGAGAGCAUCCCAGAGUGGAUAGAGGAGUGCACCCGGCACUCUGUGGGGCCCUUGGUGCCCCGCAUCAUGGUAGGAAACAAGUGCGACCUAAAGGAGCGGCAGGAGGUGCCUACAUCAACUGCCCAGUGUCUUGCAGACAGCUACGACUUCCCCCUGUUUGAGACUUCAGCUAAGGAUCCCAGUGAGAAGGAACAUGUAGAUGCUAUCUUUCUGACUUUAGCUUAUAGACUGAAGAGCCACAAACCUCUAAAACUAAAACAGCCAAGUGAGAGCAACCUCAGGCAGCUGUGGAACCAGAGAGAGCAAGAAACAACAUAUUGCCAGUGCUGAGGUUACCUGCAGCAUGUAUGGUGGACUUAAGAGUGUGUGCGAAGGCUUCAAGAAUAAAAAUCGUGCAGAGAAAUACUCUGAUGUACAAACACUGAAGUUAAGUUUGGUUAAAAGUCAAUUAUAAAGGACAGAAGCUUCCUGUGAUUUUACUAUUUUCUCUGCCUUGAGACACAGCUAGUGAAUAACUGAACCUAGAAGUUUGCAGGCAGUUAAACCUACAUUUCAGUGAAAUGCACGACUUAAUAUGGCAGUAUGCAAAGUAUUUGCACUUAAGUGGAUGAAUGAUUAUAAUUUAUAUGCAAGCAUUGCCCAUCUUGCAGAAUUAUGCAUCAUCUAUACAAAAAAAUACAACAAAUUAAGAGAAAAGUAGUUUUUUUUGUGUGUGUGUAUAAAUGGACCAGAAAAAAAUAAAUCUUAAAACUGUGAAUAAAAUCGCAACCACUUCCUUAAAUGUGUGUUUCAAAAUUACAGUUUGUGAAAUAACUAGAAUAUUUACAGCAUGAGUUAUGGUGCUGUUUCUAGGUUGUUUUGGUUUGUUUUGUUUUGUUUUGUUUUUUUUUGUCAGCUAGUUUGCACAUACAGGUCAUUGAUGAGGGAGCUCAAUCAAAACCGAAUGCACAAGUAACGUAGCUGUGUUUGGGAAGAUAAAUGCAAAUCAACAGCAUUCACUUGAAAAGCAUGAACACAGAAACUCUGGCCUGUAAUAUGAAGAGAGAACAUCACAGAUGACUGAUAAUUGCAUUGCAUGUGUACAGUGAUGCAACAACUUUACAAUAGUAUGGAGAUUUGUGACAAUAUAAAGCUGCAACUCAAUAAAAUAGUUUAUCUGCAUCUUGUGUCCUAAUUUUAGGGGGUUUCUGGUGUUGUUCAGGGUUGAAAGUAAUAUGAGCUGU